CCGCUGGCGCCAUGGCGACCGUUAGAGGGUCGAGGUAUCUGCUGACAAUAGGCAGAUGGCGCCGCAGCUUUGGAAUAGCUCCCCAGUUCCGAGCGCUUGCUGCCCUCGUGCCCGGCGUAUCCCACGUGGAUAACAAGUCCGAUUUCCUGGGGAAGAGGCCCCAUCGCCGGCACCCUGGCAUCCUGCAGCUGUCAUGCGUGCGGCUGCCGCAGGGAUUGGCUGAAGCCGCGCAGUUACUGCUGCUAGAGAGCUCGAUGCCCAAUAUGGAGAAACAGGUGCAAGCCCUAACCAAUUAUCUCUGGAGCCGGCAUUUACCUGUAGAGCCAGAAGAGCUACAAAGACGGGCUGUUCUUCUUGAGAAAAAAAUCCUGGAAAACGCAGACUCAUGUCAGACAGAGAAACAUCAUGAAGAAGUCCUGCGUGCCUUGCGCAGAACUACCUAUCAUUGGCAAGAAUUGAGCUACAAUGAGGGACUGAGCCUGGUGUAUAUGGCAGCAAGACUGGAUGGUGGCUUUGCAGCAGUUUCCCGAGCUUUCCAUGAGAUCCAAGCUCGCCUUCCAGAGUUCCAGCCACAAACCUUGAUGGACUUUGGCUCGGGUACUGGCUCUGUCACCUGGGCUGCUCAUAGUACUUGGGGUCAGAGCCUACGUGAGUAUAUGUGCGUGGACAGCUCAGCUGCCAUGUUGGAAUUGGCAGAAAAGCUGCUGAAAGGUGGUUCAGGAUCUGGGAUGCCUUGUGUUCCAGGUGUCUUUUUCAGACAGUUUCUACCUGUAUCACCCAAGGUGCAAUUCGAUGUGGUGGUAGCAGCCUUUUCUCUCAGUGAACUGCCCAGCAAGGCCGACCGCACUGACGUGGUCCAAACCUUAUGGCGCAAGACAGGUCGUUUUCUGGUAUUGGUAGAGAAUGGAACAAAAGCUGGGCACUCCCUUCUAAUGGACGCCAGGGACCUGGUCCUUAAUAGAAAAGAAAAGUCACCUUUGGACCCUCGACCUGGUUUUGUCUUUGCCCCAUGUCCGCAUGAACUUCCAUGUCCCCAGUUGACAGCCUCUAAGCCCCUGGCCUGUAGCUUUUCCCAGGCCUACUAUCCCAUCCCCUUCAGCUGGAACAAGAAGCCAAAAGAAGAAAAGUUCUCCUUGGUAAUCCUUGCCCGAGGAUCUCCAGAGGAGGCCAAUCGCUGGCCCCGAAUCACUCAGCCUGUUCUUAAACGGCCACGCCACGUGCAUUGUCACCUGUGCUGUCCAGAUGGGCAUAUGCAGCACGCUGUGAUCACGGCCCGCAGACAUGGCAGGGAUUUGUAUCGCUGUGCCCGGGUCAGUUCCUGGGGAGACCUUUUACCUGUGAUCACACCAUCAGACCUUUCUCCAUCUCCUGCUCAAGAUGCGCCUGAGAGUUGACAACGGAUGUGUGACAAGUGUUUUCUUCUAUCUUGACGGCCAAAGCUGAAGCUACCUGGUGUCCAGGAUGGGAGUGCUAUUACUGUUACGGCAAAAAAAAAAAAAAACUAGUUCAAAUAUUCUCCAUUACAGUAGACCAUAUUCUUUGAGCUUACUCGGCCGUCUUCUCGUGUCAGGGGACAUUCAACUUUAAGGGAUCCGAUAUGUUGCAUUUUCUUCCUUUGUGUGCCAUUUGUCAAGGACUCUGUUCCUUAUCAGUUCCUGGGAUACAGGAACAAGUAGAGUUGCAUGCAGUUCUCAGGACUGCUGCUGCUGAGUCGCUUCAGUCAUGUCCAACUCUGUGUGACCCCAUAGACGGCAGCCCACCAGGCUCCCCCAUCCCUGGGAUUCUCCAGGCAAGAACACUGGAGUGGGUUGCCAUUUCCUUCCCCAGUGCAUGAAAGUGAAAGUGAAGUUGCUCAAUCAUGUCUGACUCUUCACGACCCCAUGGACCGCAGCCUACAAGGCUACACCAUCCAUGGGAUUUUCCAGGCAAGAGUACUGGAGUGGGGUGCCAUCGCCUUCUCUGUCUCAGGACUUCUCUGUCUCAGAUCAUGGGAAAGAGCACCUGAUUGGAUUCCCUUCAGUGACUCCCUUCAGUGACCUUGUACUUGUUAGACUAUCCAUUUUGUUGCAACUGGUGGAAUUUCAUUCUUUUUAACGGCUGAGUAAUCAUUUUACUGAAGAUAUAUAAGCAUGCAUUUCUUAUACGCAUGCUAAUAAA
Budorcas taxicolor (takin) is the source of this 2157-nucleotide messenger RNA. It is a transcript of the gene METTL17, whose product is annotated as methyltransferase like 17. The coding region runs from base 12 to 1394 and encodes 460 amino acids. Gene Ontology annotation, cellular component: mitochondrial small ribosomal subunit. Gene Ontology annotation, molecular function: structural constituent of ribosome; methyltransferase activity. The record is from RefSeq and is a predicted model, not a curated record. The transcript has 14 exons. Lineage: Eukaryota; Metazoa; Chordata; Mammalia; Artiodactyla; Bovidae. Gene Ontology annotation, biological process: translation.